GUCAAAAUCAGGUGAUAUAAAGGGAGCUGUUUUCUUUUUCCAAGUCCUAGUCAUGCAGUUACCACACAACAGCACUAUCUAGCAAUUUACUAGUAAUAAACAGCGACCAGGGGGCAGAGUUGAUCUCUUCCCCUGAAGAAGCCUGCGAGCCUUUCCCUUUUGCUAUUUGAGUCUAAUGAGAAUGCACAAACCCCUAUUUCCCUGAAGGAGCACAGCCAACAACUCCAUGUUGAGCAACUUGUUUGAUACGUCGAAACGUUCAGUUUUUCAGUUGCCAUUAUUGACUGCGCGGCUACGUACUCUCCCUUUAUAAACACCCUUAAUCUCUUUCAUUUAGCUUACUUCUCUCAUAUAUCCUUGUCGGUGUCAACCUCUACCUUUUGUUUUUUGUUUUAAUCCUUGGUUGCUACACACAGGUACUAGUUCUUCCACCAUUAAAAGGAAAAGGGCAAGGCAAGCAUUUAAUUUAUGCAGCACUUGAACUUGUUACCCCUGCUUCUUUUCAUCUUCUGUGCUGCUAUCUUUACUACUGUUAGAUAAACUGAAGUUAAGGAUAUAUCAUGUCUACUUUGUUAGCAAGAACAGGAAGACACAGACAACGUUACGUUGAUCAGUUUAGGCUUGUAGCCGGGUGCAUUCCUUACAAACUUGACAAGAAUGUCGAGGAUCAAGGCUGCAAUGGGGAGGACAGGGUUCUUAUCCUCAUGAUCUCGACACCAAAUCGUAGUGAUCUUGUGUUCCCAAAAGGUGGAUGGGAGAAUGAUGAGACCCUUGGCGAAGCUGCAUGUCGUGAGGCCAUCGAGGAAGCUGGAGUGAAAGGAAUUCUUGGUGAAAACCCAUUGGGAGUUUGGGAGUUCCGAAGCAAGAGCAGCCAGAAUAGCUGCAGCUUGGCAGGAGGUUGUCGAGGCUACAUGUUUGCGCUGCAGGUGACCGAGGAGCUUGACCAGUGGCCAGGACAGGCUAGUUACAAUAGAAAAUGGCUUACUGUAAACGAAGCAUUUGAAUGCUGCCGGUAUGAUUGGAUGAGGGAUGCUCUGAAACACUUUCUGCUUCUCUUUUGAGAAACAAGGACCUUGGCAGAAGGGAAGAUCUGGGAGAGACUCGUAUGAUCCCAGUUUCUGAUAAUGGGGUAGAGAGCGCAACGCAUAGUCCUAUGAGACUGAGACCAUCAAUUGUCAAAAUGUCGAUUCCAUUUGUACAGAUUCCAUAUAUCAUUCAGACGGAAUGAAAAAGACAAUUCUCAAAA
Molecule: messenger RNA, 1246 nt
Organism: Populus trichocarpa (black cottonwood)
Lineage: Eukaryota; Viridiplantae; Streptophyta; Magnoliopsida; Malpighiales; Salicaceae
Product: nudix hydrolase 12, mitochondrial
Exons: 5
Coding region: 561-1061 (166 amino acids)
Cellular component (GO): nucleus; cytoplasm
Molecular function (GO): pyrophosphatase activity
Source: RefSeq, a predicted model, not a curated record